UAUUAGAUUUCCAUAUCAAUAUCCAUAUCCUCUUGUCAGAAGAUGUGAAUCUUCGAAAAUAUUUUCUGCAGAUCUUCAUUUCGAAUUUGAAUCCAUAUCCAAUUUAUUUCUAAAAUCCCUUUCUGAAAAUAUCUUACUUCCAGCGUGUGUACAGAGCCUUCAGAUCCAAAUGGAAAAUCAAACAGAGGUGGAACCUCCGCUUCCAAUACCCGAGAGGGUGUUUGCAUUUGGUGAGGAACCCGUUGGUGUGCGGGUAACCCCUUACCACAAACCGUUUGCAAUCAAAAAGAUUCUUCGUGCUCUGGAAGAUGACGAGGUCGAAGUUCUACGGCGUUCUCCGUUCGGAAAGCUUGUGGAGAUUGCAGAGAAGCCAACAUUCUCUGGACGUUUUGGCAGAUAUAUUAUAUCCAGACAGUUGAAGGUCAAGAAGAAGCAUGAAGCAUGGUUCUUGUUUGCCGGGAACCCAAUCAGAUUUUCCCUGCAGGAGUUUGCGUUAGUGACCGGACUCAACUGUGGCCAGUACCCAGCGGAUGCGAAAAAAAAGGCUAAGAAACAUAUCAACGAGAAACCUUAUUGGUGUGAGCUUUUUGGUACUUUGAAAGAAGUACCUGUCAACUCGGUCAUAAGGAUGCUGAAGAAGAGAAGUGUUACCGGUAAAGAAACAAGGCUGAAAUAUGCCCUUCUUGCCCUGCUUGCGUCCGUCGUACUCCCCACAACUCACAACCCUCGGAUUUCACACGACCAUGCAGAGAAGAUUAAAGAUUUGGAGGGGUUCUUAGCAUUUCCAUGGGGCCGGCUAUCAUUUGAUUUGCUUAUGAGUAGUAUCAAGGAGAGGAACGAAGUUUCUUUGUCCCAGAAUACAAUUGCCCUUAAGGGGUUUGUAUUAGCUUUGCAGCUUGUAAUGAUAGAAGCUGUGCCUGCGCUUACGGAAGUUGUUCAUGAAGGAGGCUCUUCUGGAUCUGAAAGCGAAUCUGCAGAUGACGAAGACGUUCCGGAUGAAGAAAGAAAAGGGAAGCGAAGUAUUAGUCCUGGGCAUGCUCGUGAGACUGACUGUGCUGGGAAGGUAAUGUGGUAAUGUUUUUGAAACGGUGUGGUAAUAUUUGUAGAAGGAAAUUUAUUGAUUUGGUUUUUAAUACAGCAGGUAAGUGUACGUUCAAUCAUUUCUGUGGCCACCGACGACUGUAAUGGUCAGUCUGAGUUUGGAUGGUCUGACGAUGAAGAAGAUGUUCGUGUACAAAAUUUAGAAAACUUAAUUGCACUUGGUUUUCGAUUCACACAUACGUCUUUUACCGGGGGAGUUUCGAAAGCAGAUGUAGCAAUAAUGCGAGAAGAAACGAGGAGUGAAGCUGAGGUCCGGAAAGUAACAAAACAGAAAUCUAACCAAAGGAGUAGCGAUGUGGUGGAUGUGGAAUACAUUGCUAGCAGUGUAAAGGCUAGUGUAUCAGUUGAACUUAGUCGUAUAGAGGCAGAAAUGAAGAUAUUGUCAGACUCCUUUAGCACGUUUGAAACGCAUAUUGUUCCUAAUAUUCAAGACAUGUUGAACCAGUUUCGGGAUGAGAUAGUACGAAUGCUAUCUAAUCCACCCAUUGUAUCACCCGGCCGUAGCAUGCAAAACGUCCCAGAGACUGUACCUGUUACCUGUUGGAAUAACAACAAUUUGGGAGGAAGAAGCACAUUCCGUGGUUGUGCAGACAACAACGAUUGUCCGGCGGGUGUUGGCAUGGACACACCAACUCUACCAAUGGAAGUUUGUAUUAGUAGGGAGGAAGUUUCAAAAUCCAAAGAUUCAUGUGUCGUUGCUCAGCCCCCAACAGCGACCCAUGCAGAGGUUGACGCCUCACAUAUUAUAUUGAACGCAAUGCUUUUUGCGGAGAGUGG
Messenger RNA from Brassica napus (rape), 1878 nucleotides. RefSeq lists its product as uncharacterized. The record is from RefSeq and is a predicted model, not a curated record. The coding region runs from base 170 to 1075 and encodes 301 amino acids. The transcript is spliced from 2 exons. NCBI's taxonomy places the organism in Eukaryota, Viridiplantae, Streptophyta, Magnoliopsida, Brassicales, Brassicaceae.